UCUCAACGGUUGAAGAUUUUUGGAGUGUUUACAAUAACAUACACCAUCCGAGCAAGUUGGGCAUUGGAGCAGAUUUCCAUUGUUUCAAGCAUAAAAUUGAACCAAAAUGGGAGGAUCCUGUUUGUGCUAAUGGAGGGAAGUGGACAGUAACCUUUGGAAGGGCAAAAUCUGAUACUAGCUGGUUGUAUACGUUGUUGGCAAUGAUUGGGGAGCAAUUUGACCAUGGCGAUGAAAUAUGUGGAGCUGUUGUGAAUGUACGAAAUAGGCAGGACAAAAUUUCUAUCUGGACCAAGAAUGCUGCCAAUGAAUCAGCCCAGGUUAGUAUUGGGAAGCAAUGGAAGGAGUUUCUGGAUUACAAAGACGCAAUUGGUUUCAUCUAUCAUGAGGAUGCGAAGAAACUCGACAGGAACGCCAAGAAUCGUUACACGGUGUAAGUCUUGACUUCGAAAUCAGUUGAAUGCUGGAUAUUAUCCAUACAAAAUGUUCCCAGUAUUAUAAAAUCUUAUGUUAGCUAGUUGUUCGGUGGUUAAUAUAACUUGGAGCUGCCUUUUUGCUUGGUGAAAUGUAUUUCUGUAGCGUUAUUACCCUACUUUUCAUCUUUUGCGGUGUUAUUGCACUUCUUUUCGUUCUCUCUCAUGUAGUCAACCCUUUUGGUCUUGUGUCUUGACCACCAAAUUGUGGGUGAUGGAUGUAUACCAUGUUGGGAACAAGUUCUUUAGAAUUGAUUGUGAAAAGAAUUAUGAAUCGUCCUUGUUGAAUCAGAAAUUGGAUAAAUGACACUAGCUUAGAGUGGAUAAUGG
Cuscuta europaea is the source of this 800-nucleotide messenger RNA. The record is from the annotation of a GenBank genome assembly. NCBI's taxonomy places the organism in Eukaryota, Viridiplantae, Streptophyta, Magnoliopsida, Solanales, Convolvulaceae.